Messenger RNA from Monoraphidium neglectum, 438 nucleotides. RefSeq lists its product as hypothetical. Gene Ontology annotation, molecular function: antiporter activity. Gene Ontology annotation, cellular component: trans-Golgi network; endosome; Golgi apparatus. The record is from RefSeq and is a predicted model, not a curated record. The transcript is spliced from 3 exons. Bases 1 to 438 code for a protein of 145 amino acids. Lineage: Eukaryota; Viridiplantae; Chlorophyta; Chlorophyceae; Sphaeropleales; Selenastraceae.
AUGACCUUUUGCUCAGCGGCCACUGUAGUGCUUGUGCAGUUUGGCGCUGUGGCACGCCCCCCUGCGGUGACGGUUGGCGUGUUCGCACGCACCAUCGUGCCCAUCGGCGCUCUGUUUGCCAUCACUCUAUGGUUGGGCAACGCCGCCUACGUGUACUUGCCUGUGUCGUUCAUACAGAUGCUCAAGGCUGUGACCCCCUUGGUGGUGUAUGCUGUGGGCUGUGUGCUGGGCACUGAGUCGGCGUCGUGGCGCAUGCUGGUCAACCUGGCGGUGGUCGUGCUGGGCGCGGUCAUCGCCGCGGCUGGUGAGGUGCGCUUCAUGCUGCUGGGUGUCAUCGUGCAGGUGGCGUCCACGGUCAGCGAGGCCACGCGGCUCACGCUGGUGCAGCUGCUGUUGCAGGGUACAGAUAUACGUCUCACGCCUCUUUCCACCAUGUGA